Molecule: messenger RNA, 886 nt
Organism: Penaeus chinensis
Lineage: Eukaryota; Metazoa; Arthropoda; Malacostraca; Decapoda; Penaeidae
Product: nucleolin-like
Exons: 6
Coding region: 195-776 (193 amino acids)
Source: RefSeq, a predicted model, not a curated record
CAUCGGAGGAAGCGUUCAGCCCCACGUGGAGAAGACGCACUUCAUCUGGGAUCGCGAGGCAGUACGGUUGUGGAAAGAACAUCUCUAGAUUUUCUUCUUCUGGCAUUCGGUUAAGCUUCUAGAAGAACGAACAAAGGGUGCGUCUCGCUACAAAUUUAUAGCGAAGUACUUCUCUCCAGUUACAAAAAACCACAAUGGUUGACGCAACAGAAAAAGUUUCAAAUGGCACAUCUCCCAGAGGCCGUGGAGGCCGAGGAGGCCGAGGAGGCCGAGGAGGAUUCAGAGGGAGAGGAGGCCGUGGAGGUUUUGGGGCUGGAAGAACUUUCGGCCAAAAGCCCAGACCUCAAGAAUUUGACAAAACUGCGCUUUUUGUAGAGUUCCAAAAUAAGCCCAGUAUAGAAGACAUCAAACACUUCCUGCAAGCAGUGAAAGGUGCAAACACAGUAAAACUUGGAAAAUUUUUACAAAUGCACUUCAAGACAGAAAAAGAAGCCGAGGAAGCAACCGCAAAGAUUAAGGAUAUGGAUGAUAAAAUCACAGUUAAUAAGGCCUUUGCACAACAAGAUAAAUCGCCUAAGAGAACCCUGCCAGAGGCUGAAACAAAACCAAAUAAGAAGGCAAAGAAGGAACCAGUAAAGGAGGAAGAGGAAGAAGAGGAUGACGAUGAUGAGGAUGAGGAUGGUGAGGAAGAGGAAGGCGAGGAGGAAGAGGGUGAUGAUGAUGAUGACGACGAUGAUGACGAUGACGAGGAGGAAGAGGAUGACGACGAUGAGUGAUAGGAUGUAACAGAAGAGUAUGAGAGUUGUUGGCUGUAAGAGGUUCAUUUAUUCUUGUCAGAAUAUAAAGGAAAUUAAAAAAAUACACAUUUAAUUAAUGUGCUACUAUU